AGAAAGCAGAAGCACCAUCAUUUGCACACUCCUUAUACUUCACACACCUUAACCCUGACUUUUUAGCUUCAGUUUUUCUAAAGAAGUGAAGCCAAGAUGAAGAACCAUUUGCUUUUCUGGGGAGUCCUAGCCAUUUUUGUUAAGGCUGUUCUUGUGACAGCCCAAGAUGACGAUGAAAGGACUGUUCUCGUUGACAACAAAUGUAAGUGUGUCCGGAUUACUUCCAGGAUCAUCCCUUCUGCUGAAGAUCCUAAUGAAGACAUUGUGGAGAGAAACAUCAGAAUUAUCGUUCCUCUGAACAACAGGGAGAAUAUCUCUGAUCCCACCUCACCACUGAGAACCAACUUUGUGUACCAUUUGUCCGAUGUCUGUAAAAAAUGUGAUCCUGUGGAAGUAGAGCUGGAUAAUCAAAUAGUUAUGGCCAGCCAAAGCAACAUCUGUGAUGAAGAGAGUGAGGUCUGCUACACUUAUGACAGAAACAAGUGCUACACAAAUCGGGUCCCAUUUACCUAUGGUGGUGUGACCAGGAUGGUGGAAACAGCCUUGACCCCGGAUUCCUGUUACCCUGACUAACUGAAGUCACUGCUGACUGCAUAGCUCCUUAUCUUAAAAGGCUCUUCAUUUCGAUGCAGAAAGUUAAUAUAUUUACCACCAGUGAAUUUGAAACAAUGAUUUUUUUUCUUCAUGUAAAACUAACCCCCCCAAUUGAAAUAGUAACAUAAUUAUUUUUAUUGAAAUGACUUUUCAACUGUAUGUUCUUAACUCUAAGUAGUGAAGUCUCUCAUUAUCCUUGCCCGAAGGGGUAGAUGCCCUUAAGAAUAUAAUUCCUAGCAUUUAAAAAGAAACAAGGGGAGAAAAUAAAACUCAAAAGAGUAAAAAUCAGAAGACAUAAUUAAAUUUCAACUUUCUUUUCUUUUUUUUUUUUUUUUUUUUUUUUGGCAUUGCCUUGGAGAGCCAGAGCUUUUGCACCUUCCAUACUGUUCUCUUUUUAAAAAGUGUCACUGUGCAGAGAAAAUUUAUAUGUAAACAUAGGUCAAUUAUAUGUCUUCACUAGAAAAAUAAUAAUUGGAAAACGUGUUUCCAAAAUAUUUGUAAAAGUAAUUUAAAAUGGGAUCUCCAUUUAUGAGACUAAUGAGCUGAAUGUGACAUCAUUAAAUGCGUAUUUGGGAAAUAUAUUUUGACAUAGCACAGAUUCGAUGGCAGAUGACACAGACUUUUCUUUGAUAAUCAGGGUAGUGUAGGAAAUUUCCAUUGGAAAUCAUGUAUGUUGUAACUGAAUCUGAUGAAAUGUGUAUUCCAAAAUAUGUAUUCUCUAGCACAGUUUGAAUAAUUAAAUAGAUUCAUAAGCAUA
This is a messenger RNA of Neofelis nebulosa (Clouded leopard), 1351 nucleotides long. It is a transcript of the gene JCHAIN, whose product is annotated as joining chain of multimeric IgA and IgM. The transcript has 4 exons. Gene Ontology annotation, cellular component: pentameric IgM immunoglobulin complex. Gene Ontology annotation, molecular function: immunoglobulin receptor binding. NCBI's taxonomy places the organism in Eukaryota, Metazoa, Chordata, Mammalia, Carnivora, Felidae. Gene Ontology annotation, biological process: humoral immune response. Bases 97 to 573 code for a protein of 158 amino acids. The record is from RefSeq and is a predicted model, not a curated record.